Messenger RNA from Lichtheimia ornata, 453 nucleotides. RefSeq lists its product as uncharacterized. The record is from RefSeq and is a predicted model, not a curated record. Lineage: Eukaryota; Fungi; Mucoromycota; Mucoromycetes; Mucorales; Lichtheimiaceae. The transcript has 3 exons. The coding region runs from base 1 to 453 and encodes 150 amino acids.
AUGACGAGGACCAAAGUACCAUUACCAAAUCAACAAGGUCGACAUUUCGGUCAAAGUCAAGACCAAACCGACCAAGGAUCGACCAUUAAAAACAUGCAACCAUGGAAUGUCGGUACCAUAGCACAGCGGUCCUGGCGAUGGAUUCGGGUUUCCUAUGCACAGCAAUCGCACGAUUCCACAUUUGAAAAGAUAUCAAUCUAUGGCUCUCUCUCUCUUUUACGCGCAUACACGUUCACAAAUCAUUUCACUCAAACGCUCGAUCAACCACAAUCACAAACAUCAAAAACAACCAUGCCGAGAAACAAAGGUCAAUGGCAUCAAGACCGGUCUGGAGGAUAUGCAUCGCUUUGUCGUUCAGGGUCACAGGGCACCGUGCGUCCAUCGAUUAAGAGUCGCCUGGCCGUUGGGUGCCGUGCUGAAUCUGCUCAACAAUCUCGACCAUCACUCAAAUAA